UUUUCAGUUAUCUGUGAUCCUAGUUCUGAGGCUACAGUUAACUCUACAACACAUGACUUUGUCCACACCGAUAUUUUCUAUGAGGUUUGGGAUAUUAACAGAACUGUUCCACUGUUUCUUCUUAUCGUCAUCUUUCCUUUGAUCAACUUGAAAUCGCCUACUUUCUUCAGCAAAUUUAAUGCUCUUGGAACUUUAGCUGUGUUUUACCUCAUAAGCUUUGCUGUUGUCAAAUCAGCACAGUGGGGAAUACACUUUGAUCUGUAUCAUUCAACCAGUUCUGAUUUUGUAUCAUUGUAUCUUCCAUCAUUUCCUGCACUAUCUGGAGUAUCGUCAAUGGCGUUUUUCAUUCACAACUGUAUUUUGUCCCUUUGUCGAAACCAGAAGAAUCCAGAAAAUAAUGUUCGAGAUUUAAUUAUAGCAUAUAUUCUGGUGUGUUUGACCUAUUUCCUGAUUGGAUUCUUGAUCUACGUUUCCUUCCCACUGAAGAAACUGUGUAUUGCUGAGAACAUUUUGAACAACUUCAGUAGUUCUGACUUGAUGGCCUUCUUGACUCGAGUAUUUCUACUAUUCCAAGUACUUACACUCUUUCCACUGAUUCUUUAUAUACUGAGAAUCCAGUCAAUGCAUUUCUUGUUUGGGUCAAUUUAUCCAGGGUUCAAGCAUGUUGUAAUUUUGAAUAGUUUCCUUGUGCUUAUCUGUAUUUUGUUUGCUGUUUUCUUUCCUCACAUUGGAACCAUCAUCAGGUUUUCUGGUGCCAUUUCGGCUCUGUCAUACGUCUUUACCCUCCCUUGCAUUACUUACCUUAAGGCUCAGAAGAAUAGAGGAAACUUGACAACUACUACUAUCGUGUUACAUGGUUUUCUGAUUUGUUUAGGAAUAGUGAAUUUUAUAGCUCAAUUCUUUGUUGAAAUGUAACAAUCCACGUGAUGACAUCAUCUGUUUCUAAGGUAUCAUUUUAAAGUAUUACGUAAUGAAAACCUUAGCAAGCCAGAAAGAUGUACAUCUGAGAUUUUUCUGGUAUUUUUGUUUGACAAGAGGAAUGUAUUUAGUGCAGUCGCUCCAGAUUACAUCACAUAGAUAUUUGUUACACAACAUGUAUAACAUGCAUGCUACUAACACUCCACCAUAUACUUAAUAAGCGUGUAAUAAGGUGUAAGUUUAAUUUUUUUGUAUUGUUCUCAAGUGAAACUAUACAACAUUUUAGCCCAAGUUAAACUUUAGUAAUUUUAAGAAAAUAUUCACAAAAAAAUCAUAAUUUACAGUUCUAAAAAAGAGUUCAAAAGAUAAAAUAUAAUUAUUUCUAAUUGACCAAAUGGAUGAAUUUGUUUUCAUCACUACAGUCAUCAGUGAAUGAUAAUAUGCUUUAAAAAUAAAUGCUAUAUUUGAAGAGAAAGUCAAGCCACAAUGUAACAAUUAGCAGCUGAUAAAAGAAGGAGAAUCCGCUAACUCUUUCCUGCCCAGCACAGUGAUCCAUAGAUCAAAAAGGAGUGUUGUCCACAAUCAAUCAAUAUCCUGGCUGUUACCCAGAGUGAGUGUGUGUUAAAAAAAGAUUGUGUGAAAAAACUGACACAAAAGUUGAUUUAUGUAGCAAACAAGUCAGUAAGAUUGUAUUUAAAUACUAAUUAGUAAGGAAAUUAUUAAUUACAUAAGCAAUCAUUAGUUAUUUCAUCAACAAAAGUCCAGGAUUAAACACAUUUAGUACUACAUUAAAAAUUCUCAUAUUUUUAUUCUUCACUUGUUUUGGGUAAUUGAAUGAUUUUCCUAAAUCUAAAGCAACAAGAUACCAAAGACUUAAGCUCAAGUAUAUUUUUAAAUUAUGUCUGAAUGCAAAAAAAACACUAUAUGUAUACAGUAAAUUAAUUUCAGUAAUAUAUUUACAGUUGUUACAUUGUAUUGUACUGGGAGCUAACUAAUGAUGUCCUGGACCAUGUAUUAUUAUGGAAUAUUUUUUUCUUUCAAUAAUAAAAGAGCUUUUUGAAUAUGUAAUGUGGUUUAAACUGGGUUUUGGUUGUAGCAGAAUCAUUAUACUUAAGCUUAUAAGGCACAAUGGGAAAACUGUAACCCUUCCAGAGUACAAUGGUAUCGAACCUCGGUGAGUUAAUCAGACCCUAAGAGACACAAAUUUUACUAAAAAUUGUUUUUCUUUAAAGUUGUUUUUUAAACUAGAGAAAUGAAAACAACAUAAUUAAAAGUACAAGGAUGGAUCUGUUGGCUCAUUUAAGCUGUCUCAAUUACAGAAAUAACACAAAACUCAAAGCCAGUCCUUACCAUAUACGUACAUACACACUCACAGAGCACAAAACUAUGUGUCUGUAACCCAACUUCGUGGGUUGAUAGUCUGGAAAGGGGGACAUGUUAAUCGGAGGUUCAUAAACCCCCUCCACCCCACCCCCUAUUAUUGAUAUUAUUGAGCAUUUAUUGUCACUGAUAUAAGAAGAUAACAUUAAAUACAUUCAUAGAUGGGGCCACGUUCGUAUACCAAACAAUAAAACUUAAAUAUUUUAUAACAUACACACAGUGUGGGGGAGGAAUGGAAUGAAAAAAAUUGCUGCCACUAUUCCAAUGAUACAUAAAUUCAAAUGAAGUUUAUAUUCCAACAGCCACCAUAAUUCUAAUAAGGGCCAUAUCUUGAGUUAUACCCACUUCCUACUUUGACCUGUGGCCAGUGACCAUCACGUAAUUAAUAAUGUGAAACAGUGUGGAAAGACAAUAAGAACUGGUGUCGAAAGUGAGUAACAGAAAGCACUCCUACUGCCACUACCUCUUCGUAUAAAGUCGCCCUGACCAUUGCACAAUGUAUACCAUGUUUUAAGUAUAUAGAUAGUAAGUUUUUAAAGCUUGUACAAAACUUUGAGUGAUGUAACAAUGAAUACUGUAAUAAUAUGUUAUAAAUAAAUUGCGUGAAAGUUA
Messenger RNA from Limulus polyphemus (Atlantic horseshoe crab), 2910 nucleotides. Its product is annotated as sodium-coupled neutral amino acid transporter 9-like. The transcript is spliced from 7 exons. The record is from RefSeq and is a predicted model, not a curated record. Gene Ontology annotation, biological process: amino acid transmembrane transport. The annotation marks the transcript as partial. NCBI's taxonomy places the organism in Eukaryota, Metazoa, Arthropoda, Merostomata, Xiphosura, Limulidae. Gene Ontology annotation, molecular function: amino acid transmembrane transporter activity.